This is a messenger RNA of Falco peregrinus (peregrine falcon), 1660 nucleotides long. Its product is annotated as keratin, type I cytoskeletal 13-like. NCBI's taxonomy places the organism in Eukaryota, Metazoa, Chordata, Aves, Falconiformes, Falconidae. Gene Ontology annotation, molecular function: structural molecule activity. The transcript is spliced from 8 exons. Gene Ontology annotation, cellular component: keratin filament. The coding region runs from base 1 to 1362 and encodes 453 amino acids. The record is from RefSeq and is a predicted model, not a curated record.
AUGAGCUGCAGCAUCAAGAGAACAUCUAGUACCUCUUACAGGAGCGGGGGAGGUGGAGGCGCCUGUGGUGGCGGCAGUGGCAGGAGCUCCUCCGUCUCCUGCAGGAGAUAUGCCUCCUCGGUGAUAGGUGGUGGAAGCUAUGGUGGGGGAGCAUGCGGCACUGGCUACGGAGGGGGCAUGAGCGCUGGCAGCCUUGCUGGUGGCUUUGGUGGAGGCCUGGGAGGAGGCUUUGGUGGUGGCCUGGGAGGAGGCUUUGGUGGUGGCUUUGCAGGAGGCUUUGGUGCUGGGGGGGACAUGCUUCUGGGCGGCAAUGAGAAGGUCACCAUGCAGAACCUCAACGACCGCCUGGCUGCUUACCUGGAUAAAGUGCGAAGGCUGGAGGAAGAAAAUGCUCAGCUCGAGCACCACAUCCGCGAGUGGUACAGGAAACAAGCUCCCAGUGCCUCAAAGGACUACAGCUCCUACUACCAGACCAUCGAACAACUCCAGAACCAGAUCAUUUCUGCCACUGUGGACAAUAACAAACUGCUUCUGGACAUUGAUAACAGCAAGAUGACUGCCGAUGACUUCCGAAUGAAGUAUGAGAAUGAGCUGGUCAUCUGUCAGACUGUGGAGGCUGACAUUAAUGGCUUGAGAAAUGUCCUGGAUGAUCUCACUCGCACACGAUCUUCACUCGAAUCUGAGCUGGAGUCCUUGAAGGAUGAACUGCUUUCUCUUAAGAGAAACCAUGAGGAGGAAAUGAGACAGCUGCAGUCUCAGACUGGUGGCGACGUGAGCGUGGAAGUCAAUGCUGCCCCUGGAGAAGACUUGACAAAGAUACUGAACGAUAUGAGGAACGAAUACGAGCAGCUCAUCGAGAAGAACCGCAGAGAGGUUGAGCAGUGGUAUGAAGUCAAGAUCGAAGAAGUCAACCGGCAGGUCGCUUCUAGCAGCCAGGACAUCCAGACAAGCAGCCACCAGCUCACUGAGCUGAGACGUGAAAUGCAGAACCUGGAGAUCGAACUGCAGGCGCAGCUCAGCACGAAAAGCUCUCUGGAAAACUCCUUGGCAGAAACCGAAGCUCGCUAUGGCUGCCUGCUGCAACAGAUCCAAGCGCAGAUUAACUCUGUAGAGGAGGAGCUGGCCAGCAUCCGCUGCGAGAUGGAGAGUCAGAACCAGGAGUACAAGAUGCUCCUGGGCAUCAAGACCCGCCUGGAACAGGAGAUUGCUCAGUACCGGGCACUGCUGCAGGAGGGACAGCAAGACCUUGUAACAUCUCAAGGAGCUCUCCAGGGAGGAGGAAUAUCCUCCCACUCUCAUUCUUCUACUUCCUACUCUCACGGUCAAUCUUGUGACAAGACAGGGCAGUCAAGAGUGUGCUAAGAUACCACCAGUGCGUUGGUCUCCCUGAUCUCCCUGCUGCCUUGUGAGCAGCCUAGCCUACAACACGAGAAUACACACAGCACACGCACUGUGUGCCUACCCAAUGCACAGAUGGCUCUACAAAUGUUACUGAUGAAGUCAAGAUGAACAAUUUCUAGGACUCUCCUAAAAUGAUCUACUUUUUCCUUUUCAUACUGUUCUUCCUAUCGAAUCACUGUACCUACAUACUCUUCCCUGCAGUGCAAUUGGUGAUCUACUUUCUGCUGAUAACAGUUCCUCUAAUAAAACUUUAGUUUUC